Messenger RNA from Mercenaria mercenaria, 2106 nucleotides. RefSeq lists its product as uncharacterized. NCBI's taxonomy places the organism in Eukaryota, Metazoa, Mollusca, Bivalvia, Venerida, Veneridae. The record is from RefSeq and is a predicted model, not a curated record. Bases 33 to 1601 code for a protein of 522 amino acids. The transcript is spliced from 10 exons.
UUUUAAUUUUACGGACAUUUGCUCAUAUCUAAAUGUACAUCAAAUUGUGUAGUACAAAUAUAUUUUUGAAUUCCAGAACAAUGAGGACGUAUUUAUGUGGCAGUUUGGUUAUCCUGGCGACGUGUUCAGCUGUAAUUCAAGCACUUGCUAUCAAACUCAAAGCAGACGUGAUUUAUGUACAGAACGGAAAUACAACAAGUGCCCUCUUCCGGUGUUCGGCAGGUCAAGGUCAUAUGUUUUAUUUAAAUCACAUAAUCACGUGGAGCAAAAAAGGGCGUGACGGACGCGAGAAGUACUUGUCACUGAACUGGGAUCUCGUGCAACAGGAGACACAGUCACAAUAUGUAAUCUCGUCACAAGUGUACAACGAGGGACCUAAGAACAGCUCAAAAAGUAGUCCCGAAAUGUACUUCGUCCUUGGCAAGCCCAGUCUUACACCGGACGAUCAUGGGGAGUACAUUUGUCGUCUGCAUGAUUUUGACAGAAACGUAAUUGCCGAGCACUCAGUUCCAAUCAUCGUGUUUGACAAAGGUUUAGCCCUGUCACCAUACAAAAUCGAAGGCGAAGCUGGAGUAGAUAUAGCCAUAAACUGCAUGCAGAACACUUCAGUUUCAAACGGUAGCCAUAUUGUUCUACAUCACGUGACCAAAGAUGGCGUUUCGACAAAAAUUGUUGAUGACGGUAUUAUAGUGAACGACGUGUUAAAGAAGAAAUACGACUUCAUGACGAGGGAUAAUGGCGACCGUAUCUUACACAAUAUAUUAACACUGAAAGCGUCGUCGCUAUCUGAUCAUGGAAAUAUCGUCUGUGAAAUGAGAAACGCAAGCGGGCUUAUCACGGAGACUAACGCAACCAUCACUAUUGCAGAACCGAAGUUGAAGGUUUCGCCAUUGUACUUUCUGAAGGUACCGGAGGAUGCCACCGCUCAUUUCAAAUGUGAAUGUCCGAUUCUUGACACGGCGGCAUGUAUAAACAACGAUAUGGUAUGGUCAAUGGUCAACGCUUCCACCGGAAUAAAGACCGCCAUUUACAAGGGUGGCAAGUUGCUGGACAACUCUGGUAUCUACGAAAUAACUGUUAGUCAAAACGGUUCGGCAGUGAAUUUAACAAUUCAUGGAUUAAAGACUAGAUUUUAUGAAGGGGGAGAAUAUGUAUGUUCGUUGGAAGAUAAAUCAACAGGAGACGAAAUCACCUAUGCUUCAAUACCCGUCAGCAUUACACCUAUAUCACUUGGUGCUUUGGCUCUCCUAGACAACUAUCCAGCUAGUAUACGUCUGUUGUGUACAAUGACCGGGUCCAUGUGGGAUAAUCACUAUUUUGACGACCACAAAAUGUCCUGGGUGCACGUGAAAGACGGCGUGUCAAAGAUAAUAGCUUCCAAUGGCGCUUUGGAGAAAGGUUAUGAUCCGUCAAAAGUUUCAAUGAUGUUUGACAAUCAAAGAUACUACUCCAUCCUGUCUAUUAAAUCUGUAAAGAAGAACGAUUACGGAGAUUACAAUUGUCAGCUUACUAACAACCACUCUGGUGCCAUCUUGCUUACAGAGAAACUUAAAAUAUAUGGUAAAGGUAACAUAACCUUAUUUUCUUCAAUGAACGCAUGAUGGAAGAAGACAUACAAGCAAAUAAACUACAAAUGUACAGAGAUACAACACACAACAUGCCACUGAUUCAAAGAACGAAAAAAAAAAUUCUUACUACUGCAAGUCAUUGUUUGAUUAACAAAAUCUGUAACAUAUUCUUUUACAUUUUCGCAACUGAAACUUUUUAGGAUAUCAUGUUAUGGGCCCACUCAUUUUCAUGGGAAUUUCCUUGUACAUUUUGAGUCCAUGAAAUUUUCAUUUUUUACAAAACCAAGUUGUUUUUAUGCUAAUUUUGAUAUAUUCCGAGUUUCACAUGUAUCAAGUGGCAAAUAGGGUCAAAGUUGAAAUUUAUUUGAAGUCUUAUGCUCCAAACCCAUGACUGAAAUCUGUAUGAAACUACCCUUCUACUUUAAUUGCAUUGUCUCAUACUCUGAAAGAAAUAAAACUGGGAAAUGGACAAAAUCCACCCCUCCAUCCUCUGCUUAAUUUGAUCUAGGCAGGAAUUAUCCCUUGUCAUUUCUUUUUU